CAGCACUAAAGCUUGGCCAUGACAGAAGAAAGCCGAGGGAAGCGAAGGAAACAAGCCAACCCGAGGAGAAAUCGAGUGGACGCUGAGCAGGUCAGCUCUCUGGGUUCGGAGGAAGACGAUGAGGUGGGCUUGUGGAGCCUGGAGCCCCAGGACUGCCACGAGAGCCUGGACAAGACGAGUCUGACACCCAGCGAGGUGACAGAGGAGCCCAGCAGCCCUGCCCACUCCACCCGGCCUCUCGGCCUCAGCCCUGGCAGCAGGACCUGCUGGGGCCAGGUGGAGCCAGAGGCCACGGCUGAGGAGGACGCCACCUACGUGUCUGCCGACAGGGAGGGGGACCAAGAACCACUGAGGAUGUACUGUAAGAAUUCAGACGCCCAGAAUGCUUUUGAGGAUCUGGCCCAUUACGAAUUUGUGGCUCAGCUGAGGAAGGCCUCAACCUCAGCCGGUGUGUUGGACCACCUGAACCAUAACGGCACGUCGGCUGUUUACCCUCUGAGCAGCAGGCACGAUGAGCUCCCACCUGCCAUCUGGUCGCCAGGAGCUCAGCACUGCUCACCUGAAGGAGCAGAUGAAGACCGGAGCCAGCAGGCCUGUCCGUUCUGCCACAGGAUGUAUCCGCGAGGAGCCUCUUUGAGAGACCAUGUCAAAUACUGCCAGGAGAGGGAAGGGGGCCAUAUGGUUUGUCCACUCUGUGGAUACACUGCCACCCUUAGGUCACAGAUGGAGCGGCACCUAGCACUUCACAACCAAAUCCAGGACAAGAGUGCCAUCGGUUUGGACCAAAGCAUGGAGACGAGGAAGUUCAAAUGUCUGGAGUGUGGGAAAGCAUUCAAGUACAAACACCACCUCAAAGAGCAUCUUCGCAUCCACAGUGGUGAGAAGCCGUAUGAGUGCUCCAACUGCAAGAAGCGUUUCUCCCACUCUGGCUCCUACAGCUCUCAUUUAAGCAGCAAAAAGUGCCUUGGAGGGGGAGGGCAGGGUGGGGGAAGCAUGGGGAGCAGCAGCGGAGCAUUUAACGGACACAGUCAAAGUGCCUACCACCACUCACUUCCGGCAUCUCCCUCUGCUAGUGGAGGAAGAUCCAGUAAUGACCACAGCUCGCUGUUGGCUUUACAAAACCAGGACAGUAUCAGGUCCUUGGGUCAUUUACCAGCAGAUUCUCACCAGCAAUCCCUGCAGGAUUUCCAUCAGAGCUUCCCUGGCACGUCUGACCCAGUUAGGUUGUGGGAUCGUUCACCAGAGCUGUCUCUGAGGAGCGGUAUCAUUAAAGGGACGACCCUGUUGCCUUAUCUUCACUCUGGGACCAAGUUUGACCAAAUGCUGCAGGAAAUGCUUCACAGAGAUGUAAAGAUAGAGCAAGACAAGGAAGAGGUAGAGGAAAGGAGGGUGGUCCAUAAUGGAAGAGGGCUUGAGAGGAAGAUAUCGCCUGACAGGAGAAGAGAAGUGAGAACAGGUGAAUCAGAGAGAGGUGCAUUUGGGGUGACGUGUCGUUGGUGCUUGCAGCCCUUCCCGAACAUGGCCAUUCUUCUACAGCAUGAACACAGCCUCUGUAAGAUAAACAGAGAAGCAGCGGAAGCUACUGACAGUUUUCGAAGGAAAGACCUCUCCUCACCGCCUUUAUUCUUCCCCAGAUCGGCUCUCCAUGCAGAAAACACCAAACCAAGUGAAGUAACUAAUGGAUUCUCUGGAAACAAGUCCCCUUCACAGAAGCCAAGCUGCCAAUCUGUGCCACAGCAGCUUUUAGUGGCAAUGCCGUCUCCUCCUCGCCAUGAUGCACUGUCUUCUCGCAUGUACCUGUCCAGCCAGGAUAAAGGUAGUCCAAGUCAUCAGUCCCCAGGGAUGUCAUCCCCUAGAGGCAGAAAAAGAGUUCCCUCUUCAGGCUUCAAUUCUCCUGUCUGCAUUGACAUCUCUAGCGGUCCACCUGAAAACUUGUCUCCUCAAAAAGAAACUAGCAGUCCAUGGUCCACACAGAACGAACCGCUGGACCUCUCUCUACCGAAGCAGCUGUCAGAGCAAAAGGGAAGAAAUAAAACUCUUAAUGGGAUCUCAGGGAGAGGAGAACGGAGAGAGCUUAGGACCCAAUUAAGCAGACCAAGUCCAACUUCACAAAUGCCCCUUCAGCAGUACCCCAUCCUCAGCAGUACUGGUGCCCCAGUGUUUCCAGGCUCUGUAUUCAAUGGGUUUAACAUAUUCAGCCAAACUGGAAUAGGUCUUCCACUUCAUGAGGGCAUGAUACCAACUCCGUAUAGUCAGGCAACUAACAGUCCUAGGUUUCUCUCUCCUAUGGCCUACAUGAUGGAAGCCAAUGCAGAAGCUGUGCUGAAAAAGAUCUACCAGGAGAGGCAAAGUUUUAUGGGUGAGGUGUUAAACCGCAGUUCUCUGGACUACCUCUCUUUAACUGAUGAGGGGUUUGAAGGAGAUGGAGGACCAGGCAGGAAGAGGCUAAAGAAAACGGAAGAAGGCCUUUAUGCUUGUGACAUCUGUGAAAAAACCUUCCAGAAGAGCAGUUCUCUUCUCCGACACAAAUACGAGCACACAGGCAAACGUCCUCAUGAGUGCAAGAUCUGCAACAAGGCCUUCAAGCACAAGCACCACCUGAUCGAGCACAGCCGGCUGCACUCUGGAGAGAAACCCUACCAAUGUGACAAGUGCGGCAAACGCUUCUCCCACUCAGGCUCUUACUCCCAGCACAUGAACCACCGCUACGCGUACUGCAGCAAAGACCAGGAUCUGGACCAGGAUCAUGAGGACAUGCCUCUCACCCCGGGAGCUGGCAGCAGUCUGGUAGGCAGCCUAGGUGAAGACAAAUCUCUGUCUGCAGACGACCCACACACAGCCCACUCCUUCCUCAGUGACUCCAGCCUGGACGGAGCUGCGGACACUCUGAAAGAGGGGGAGGAAGAGGAGGAAAGAGUUAGGAAAAUACAUGAAGGUCUGUUGGAAGAAGCAGAGGAGCUGGAAAGUAGCCCCAAUGAAGGGUCACCCACCGGGGAGAGUGAACUGCAAAAUAAGCUUAUUAACUGUGAAGCAGGAAAUCAUAUUAACAACACAGAGAACCAAAUGUGGGACAGAGACACCGAGGACCAGAACGGAGGCUUGGAUAAAUGUGAAAUGAACAUGGAUUUAACAGAAUUACCUAGAAUAUUAAUUUAACACGACCUUAACAAGCUUUAAGACUUUUAAUUUGAUAUAUUCCUACAUAGAGUGUUUUUCUUGUUUUUCAUGACAGAAUGCCCAAAACACCAAUGUUUUUGUGGCCUUAAAUGGAUGAAGCCAUGCCAGUUAUAUUUGUGCCAAUGCAAAUGACAGUAUUUUAUCAUGUUCAAUAGACUUCAGUUACGUACAGUGUUAUUCCAAUUGUUUUGUUGUUUUUUUUAACCCAAAUGGGUUAACUGAACUAAAGUUACGUCACAUAUUUGGAUGUGGCAUUACAUAAAUCUUCAAUGCUUGCUGCUCCCUAUUGCACAUUAAACAAUACUCGUAAAUACUUGUUUUUAACCUUAAAACAAAAGUUUUCUGUCUUUAACAGUUAUGUUGGUGUUCAUUUAAUGUCUGACCAAAGCUUGAAAAAUAAUUUCUGCUCUUAAUAAGUGCACAAAAUAUUUUCUAUCCUGUGCUAUUUUAUGUGAGAUCUCACAUUUUUGUUGUGACAUAUAGUAUUUGCUUCAAUCAAAUUGUGUGAAUAUACAUACUGGAGCUGACUACCUGGUUUGCUGUGAAAUCCCCAAAAAAUAACUUAUUGCCAGGUGAACAACGGUUCUCCGUGGCCUCAGUCAGUCAUCUGUUAAAUGUUAUAAACAUGCAGCAAAAAAGAGGAACAACUGGAAGGUAGCUGUUUAUUCAUGCUUCAAACAAAAAGCAGUGGCCUGCACCUUUGUAAGCAUUUGCCUUACUGGGAAGACAGUCAUUUCUGCAUCUUUGCAUAAGAUGUUAACGGGGGCAAAAGAUAAACAUAGUGUCCGGGGGUUUUUCCCCUUGAGGCAUCAGAUGCCUUUUGGAACGUUUUACCGUUUGUUUGAUUAUCACAAAUUCAUCAGGUCCAAAGAUAUCCGCUAUUUCUUGUAAUAAUUUGCAUGCGCUCCGACCUAUUUUUGCAGAACAGAGCAUUAACCUGUCAAACACUUAAGCUUUUUUGACGAGGUGUGGCAAGGGGGUCAAGAUUCAGGGCGGAUAGAUCAGUUUUAAACUUCCUCUUUCAGACUGCGGUGUAGUCAACAUGAAAAGUGCCUCAGAUGUACUCAGACAACUGUGAGUAAUCCGAAAAAGCCUUCGUACGAUGAGACUUUGCAGACUGGUGCAUGAGGUGUGACUAAGCUUGCAGCGCUCAUGCAUACUGCGUGCCAAAGAUACUUCUUGUGUGCGUACGUAUCACCAAAGACAUGCAUAUGUGACACACCAACGGCUAUGCUAUUCUUGCAUAGUUCCUCACCUGUUAUCUUGUAGCAAAAGAACAGGCAAAUACGAGUUUCACAUUCACUCAGUUGCUGCACACCUUUCUAUGGGUUUCUUUUCAAAAGGUAUUUUUUUCCCCAUUCAUGCAAGUUUUAUAUAAACUUUCUAUAUGUAUAUAUUUUCAUUUUUUUAACAGAAAUAUACAGAAUUUGUCUUGAAAUUCUUGUAUUUCAUUUAUUUUUCUAAUUAAAAAUGACAG
Gambusia affinis (western mosquitofish) is the source of this 4654-nucleotide messenger RNA. RefSeq names its product zinc finger E-box-binding homeobox 2-like. The transcript is spliced from 8 exons. The record is from RefSeq and is a predicted model, not a curated record. NCBI's taxonomy places the organism in Eukaryota, Metazoa, Chordata, Actinopteri, Cyprinodontiformes, Poeciliidae. Bases 19 to 3156 code for a protein of 1045 amino acids. Gene Ontology annotation, molecular function: DNA-binding transcription factor activity, RNA polymerase II-specific; RNA polymerase II cis-regulatory region sequence-specific DNA binding. Gene Ontology annotation, biological process: regulation of transcription by RNA polymerase II; anatomical structure development.